AUGCAACAGGCGCCGCUGAGGAAACCGGUGCUGUCGGCGGUUCGAGGACCAUAUUAUCGUCAUGGCAAGUACGAAAAGAUUAGUUGUCUGGCGUCACGGCGAAUCUUGCUUUCCACUUCUACCGGGAUGUCGUUCUCAGUCCCGACGUCGCCCGCGAUGACCCGCUCGGCUAAAGCCCAUCCUGUGACCCCCCAGCGCCUCCCAAAACACCAGUCAAUUUCUCAGUCCUUCUACAGGUCACCACUUACGCCUUCAACAAGCCCAUACACGCCUAUCAGCCUUCACUCUCUAGAUUCCACGGGUUCGUCGACUUUGACGACUCCCGACAAUAGCGGUAUCGGCGUCAGGAAGCGCCUCGCAUUCUCUGCCUUAUCUCCAGAGGUUGUGCGCAAUGCGAGCGCUGUCAAGGACAAGAGCCUUGCCGAUAUUGCAGAAAAUUGGAGGUCUCGCGUCAACGAGAACAACCAAAAGGUCUCCUACGCGCCUCAAGAUAAUUCUCACUACGCUGGUGACGAAUCCAGUGUUGUGUCUGAUAUCGACGACUCAAUCUUGACUACUGAGGAAGCACUGCUUGCCGCGCCAUUUCUGUCGACUCACAGAAGGCUGAGCAGCAUGCCAGUCAUCAGCAAUCGGCCUAGAGCUCAAUCCCAUGCGCCUCUCCCAUCUUUGCACGGCCCGCCAGUGUCGCCUGUCACCUCUCGCACUGUAAAAAAUACCUCGCAGGCAUCGUCUCCUAUUCAACACCGGCGCGCAUUGGCUUCUUUUAGUCAAUCUGCGAAUUUAAUGUCGACUCCACCUCCAAAUCGCACUUUAGCCAGGCAACUCAAGCUUAAGGGAAGCCUCACGGAUCCUCCUCAGCCGAGACGUCGUGAGGCUCUAGGAAAUAUUGCCAUCGGUUCCAACCAUAAUCUCAACAUGAGCCUGACUUUGGAGCCUGACACCUCCCUCGACCUCUUCGACAUCGGCGAAAAUGAUUUUGAAUACGAACAAGACUACCAGGGCGAGAACUCUUUUUCUCAAGACUUGCAAUCUCUGCACUGCAAUUCAUCCUUUGGAUACCCUUCAUUUACUCCUCAUGCGAGACAAGCGCAAUCGCAGGCUUUCGUUCAGGCAGGUUUCGCAGACCCGUUCCGGCCUGUUGGAACCGUCCAUGGCGUGCCGCCCCACAUGCUAAAUGGUAUCGCUGAGAGCGUCGAACACCACUUUCAUGCGACCCAGCAGCAACCUCACAAAUCUUUCUUCGAUGACAUCCAUCAAUCUGGACACCCCUUUUUCACCCCAGUUGGACAUCAUCCCGGUCAAUACAACCACGUCAUGCCUCAACCUUAUUCUGCUCCAGCGUUUGUUCCUAUCCCUCAUCCUCAGCUUCAUUCACUACAACCUACUCCGAUGCAUUUCAAGCCAGCGUCUGAGAGACCGGUCGUUUUCCCGGCUGUCGAAGUGGUGACCCCGGUUCCAUCUCCUGAAACUGCUCCAACGGAUUGUUCCGUCUGUCUUGCUUCCAAUCCCUCUUCUCUCGCUAUUUUGCAACCCUGCGGACACCCCCUAUGCUCGACCUGCCUGACUAGCGCUUUGAAUAUCGUCGGCGAGAAGGAUAUGCAGUGCGCUGUCUGCAAACGAAGCGUCGCGGAUUUCAAGCUAAUCGCUGGAAUGCCCAAAGGUCAGCCGAGUUCGAAAGGUGCAAAGCUUGGUCCUUCGCCGUCCGGCUUGACUGGCAAAUCCUUCAUGGAUACACUUUCUAGUUCCCCUUCUGGUUCAAUCAUAUUUGAUCCUGACAGCGCCAAUAAAGCGACCUCAGGAGACCUCGAUAGUGCUUUCGAAUUUGGCCUCGACUUUGGAGAACUCCGGGCUUCGACCCCCAGGCUCGAACAACAGCACGACCGUUUAAUGGAUGGCCGAUCACGAAUUUCUGUUGCGGGUGUGGGCAAGCGAAAUGCCAGGAAAGACGAAGACAACGUAGUCCUCAGAAUCGACAACGUUCCUUGGGAUAUCACGCCGAGUCAAAUUGUUAAAUGGCUUCAACAGCCCGUGGAGCGAGUACAUGUUCUCCUUGACGGCAAGGGCAAGACACUCAGCCACGCAUAUGUCGAAGUUGAUAAUGCAGCAAUUGCUGGUGCCAUCCUUCGAGGCGAGGCCGCGACGAGAAACUUGCUUGGUCGCAAGGAACGAGGUAGCGUCCUGGGUCGCGGUCGUCGUGCCCGUGGUGUCACAAUUACGAGAAGUGGACAGCAGGAGCUGAUGAGUGAUCUAUUCCCGCAUUGGCGUGGCAACUUCGAUGGAUCUCGUCCCUCUCUUGCUGGCCUCGAGAGCGAGAGGAUAAUUGGCGCCUUGGAAAGGGGAUUGCUGACCGACAACGAGAUUUCUGGCUUGUUGCAUCUCAUCAACGAGCCUGAUUCACACUUCCUCAAAGUUCCGUCGCUACCUUUCCAUUCCCUGAUCAGUAUCUUGAGCAAGUUCCCUACCGACGUCGAUAGUCGCGUGUUCUGGUCCGCGGGAAUUAGGGACCGCCUCUUUGAUGCAACAAGGGCUGCUAUCGAAGCCCUGAUGCCUCGUAUACAGAAGGCGAAGGAAGACGCAGCCAAGCCCCGUCAUGCAGAUGAAGAACACACGAUGGACCUUGCCGCUGAUCUUCUCCGUGCCGGCCUGGAGUGCAAAGCUUUUACGACCCAACAGGUUCAAGCCAUGAUGGCUCUUGCAGAGGCUCACUCACUGCCGCUGCCUCAAGCCCACGCCGACACCUCUCGCAACUCUAACGGUUCUUCAGAUGCUGGCUCGCAGAGUGAAUCAAGUGCACCGAGGACUCCGUCCAACUUGGACCAUUCUACCUCCAGUGUUGCCUCUACCCAGCAGAUGCAGACCCUGAACCAACCGACAAACGUGGCUUAUCCUUCCCUGGAUGAACUUGCAAAAGAAUUCGGCGUUGACGCACAGGUAGUGCAAGCAUUGGCCCAGCGGUUGGCCAACCUGUGA
This is a messenger RNA of Cyclocybe aegerita, 2970 nucleotides long. NCBI's taxonomy places the organism in Eukaryota, Fungi, Basidiomycota, Agaricomycetes, Agaricales, Hemipholiotaceae. The record is from the annotation of a GenBank genome assembly.